Messenger RNA from Gorilla gorilla gorilla (western lowland gorilla), 1986 nucleotides. It is a transcript of the gene GSS, whose product is annotated as glutathione synthetase. The record is from RefSeq and is a predicted model, not a curated record. Gene Ontology annotation, cellular component: cytosol. NCBI's taxonomy places the organism in Eukaryota, Metazoa, Chordata, Mammalia, Primates, Hominidae. Gene Ontology annotation, molecular function: ATP binding; glutathione synthase activity; glutathione binding. The transcript has 13 exons. Gene Ontology annotation, biological process: glutathione biosynthetic process. The coding region runs from base 167 to 1591 and encodes 474 amino acids.
GCUCUAUGAGCUAUGCAUACCCGUAGCUCCCCGCCGACCCCGAUGGUCCCCUCCCCUCCUUCCCAAGGUCCAUCCGCCAGGGUGCAGCCGACGCACUCCUAACGCCAAGGCCGCCCUCUCAUCGACCGCCCCUUCCUGGCCUCGACUCAGCGCCAAAGGUGUUGGGAUGGCCACCAACUGGGGGAGCCUCUUGCAGGAUAAACAGCAGCUAGAGGAGCUGGCACGGCAGGCCGUGGACCGGGCCCUGGCUGAGGGAGUAUUGCUGAGGACCUCACAGGAGCCCACUUCCUCGGAGGUGGUGAGCUACGCCCCAUUCACGCUCUUCCCCUCACUGGUCCCCAGUGCCCUGCUGGAGCAAGCCUAUGCUGUGCAGAUGGACUUCAACCUGCUAGUGGAUGCUGUCAGCCAGAACGCUGCCUUCCUGGAGCAAACUCUUUCCAGCACCAUCAAACAGGAUGACUUUACCGCUCGUCUCUUUGACAUCCACAAGCAAGUCCUAAAAGAGGGCAUUGCCCAGACCGUGUUCCUGGGCCUGAAUCGCUCAGACUACAUGUUCCAGCGCAGCGCAGAUGGCUCCCCAGCCCUGAAACAGAUCGAAAUCAACACCAUCUCUGCCAGCUUUGGGGGCCUGGCCUCCCGGACCCCAGCUGUGCACCGACAUGUUCUCAGUGUCCUGAGUAAGACCAAAGAAGCUGGCAAGAUCCUCUCUAAUAAUCCCAGCAAGGGACUGGCCCUGGGAAUUGCCAAAGCCUGGGAGCUCUACGGCUCACCCAACGCUCUGGUGCUACUGAUUGCUCAAGAGAAGGAAAGAAACAUAUUUGACCAGCGUGCCAUCGAGAAUGAGCUACUGGCCAGGAACAUCCAUGUGAUCCGACGAACAUUUGAAGAUAUCUCUGAAAAGGGGUCUCUGGACCAAGACCGAAGGCUGUUUGUGGAUGGCCAGGAAAUUGCUGUGGUUUACUUCCGGGAUGGCUACAUGCCUCGUCAGUACAGUCUACAGAAUUGGGAAGCACGUCUACUGCUGGAGAGGUCACGUGCUGCCAAGUGCCCAGACAUUGCCACCCAGCUGGCUGGGACUAAGAAGGUUCAGCAGGAGCUAAGCAGGCCGGGCAUGCUGGAGAUGUUGCUCCCUGGCCAGCCUGAGGCUGUGGCCCGCCUCCGCGCCACCUUUGCUGGCCUCUACUCACUGGAUGUGGGUGAAGAAGGGGACCAGGCCAUCGCCGAGGCCCUUGCUGCCCCUAGCCAGUUUGUGCUAAAGCCCCAGAGAGAGGGUGGAGGUAACAACCUAUAUGGGGAGGAAAUGGUACAGGCCCUGAAACAGCUGAAGGACAGUGAGGAGAGGGCCUCCUACAUCCUCAUGGAGAAGAUCGAACCUGAGCCUUUUGAGAAUUGCCUGCUACGGCCUGGCAGCCCUGCCCGAGUGGUCCAGUGCAUUUCAGAGCUGGGCAUCUUUGGGGUCUAUGUCAGGCAGGAAAAGACACUCGUGAUGAACAAGCACGUGGGGCAUCUACUUCGAACCAAAGCCAUCGAGCAUGCAGAUGGUGGUGUGGCAGCGGGAGUGGCAGUCCUGGACAACCCAUACCCUGUGUGAGGGCACAACCCGGCCACGGGACCUUCUAUCCUCUGUAUUUGUCAUUCCUCUCCUAGCCCUCCUGAGGGGUAUCCUCCUAAAGACCUCCAAAGUUUUUAUGGAAGGGUAAAUACUGGUACCUUCCCCCAGCUCUCCAUCUGAGGACCAGAAAAGUUGUGUCUCCCUUAGAUGAGAUCUAGAGGCACCCAAAUCCUUGAGAUGUGGGUAUAGCUGAGGGUAAGCUGCUCUGAGGUAAAGGUCCAUGAACCCUGCCCCACUCCUGUCAGCCCCUCAUCAGCCUUUUCAGCAGGUUCCAGUGCCUGACUUGGGAUAGAACUGAGUGGUAGGAGGAGGGGGAGUGGAGGGGCAUAGCCUUUCCCUAAUUCUGCCUUAAAUAAAACUGCAUUGCUGAUUCA